UCGAUCUGCCAGUGAAAAAUCAAAUAAGUCGUCCAUAUUUCUAUUGCGCUGUAUCUUGGUAAUAGUAGAAUUUUUGAGACGUGUGUACAAGUGAAAUUUUACAUUGUGGCCAAGGUGACGCCGUACCCGAGUAUGACAUAUUCCGGAAGGAAUAAAUUCGAUAUCGCUCGGUUUUCGGGCGAAGAUGACAACCACAUUAACAAAAAGCUACCCAAGGAGUUACUACUACGAAUAUUAUCAUAUUUAGAUGUGGUUUCCCUCUGUCGUUGUGCUCAGGUGUCGAAAUUAUGGAAUUUACUGGCUUUAGAUGGAUCAAAUUGGCAAAGGAUUGACCUAUUCGAAUUCCAGACAGAUGUGGAAGGUCCAGUUAUAGAAAACAUAUCGCACAGAUGCGGUGGUUUCCUGAGACAGCUCUCAUUGAGAGGCUGCGAGAGUAUCGGAGAUGGAUCUAUGAAGACAUUAGCACAAUCGUGUCCAAACAUAGAAGAUUUAAACUUGAAUAAAUGUAAGAAAAUCACAGACCAAACCUGUCAAGCUUUAGGAAGGAAAUGUAAUAAACUGCAAAGAAUAAAUCUAGACUCGUGUCCAAGCAUAACGGAUAUAUCGUUGAAGGCACUCUCAGACGGAUGUCCGUUGCUGACACAUGUGAACGUCUCCUGGUGUCAGUCGAUAACAGAGAAUGGCGUGGAGGCGCUGGCCAGAGGCUGUCCUAAAUUAAAAAGUUUUAUAUGUAGAGGUUGUAAGAAUGUGAAUGACAAAGCAGUCUCGUGUCUGGCUACCUACUGUCCAGAUCUGGAGGUGCUUAACGUGCAAGGAUGUGAUAACCUGACAGAUGAGUCCAUCUCGAAGCUGGGUGGCAGUAUGAGGAGGCUGUGCGUGUCAGGGUGUACCAGGCUGACGGAUGCAGCCCUGGCAUCACUGGCGGCCCGCUGUCCGGACCUGGUGACCCUGGAGUUGGCCCUGUGCGCGCAGCUUACCGACGCCGGCUUCCAGGCGCUUGCUAGGAGCUGCAGACUGCUAGAGCGUAUGGACUUGGAGGAGUGCGUGCUGAUCACGGACGCUACCCUGGUACACCUCGCGAUGGGCUGCCCCAGGCUGGAGAAGCUGACCUUGUCCCACUGCGAGCUGAUUACAGACUAUGGCAUCAGGCAGUUAUCUAUGUCGCCGUGUGCCGCGGAACACCUCACCGUACUGGGUUUGGACAACUGUCCCCUGGUGACUGACGGUGCGCUGGAACACCUGAUCUCCUGCAACAAUUUGCAGCUCAUCGAGCUGUACGACUGCCAGCUAGUGACGAGGAACGCUAUAAGGAAGCUGAGAAAUCACCUGCCGAAUAUAAAGGUGCAUGCGUACUUCGCCCCGGUGACGCCCCCGGCCGGGCCGGGCGGCGCCAGGCCGCGCUACUGCCGCUGCUGCAACAUCAUAUGAGCCGA
Messenger RNA from Achroia grisella, 1433 nucleotides. Its product is annotated as F-box/LRR-repeat protein 2. The record is from RefSeq and is a predicted model, not a curated record. Gene Ontology annotation, molecular function: protein binding. The transcript is spliced from 13 exons. The coding region runs from base 133 to 1428 and encodes 431 amino acids. Lineage: Eukaryota; Metazoa; Arthropoda; Insecta; Lepidoptera; Pyralidae. Gene Ontology annotation, cellular component: SCF ubiquitin ligase complex. Gene Ontology annotation, biological process: SCF-dependent proteasomal ubiquitin-dependent protein catabolic process.